AUGGCUCCAGGACGUAUCGAUUCCGUGUCUGAACCGACAACAUCUCAGAAGCCGACAGUCUACCUGCUAGACUCGUUUCAUCCAGAAGCCACAAAAUACGCUCAGGAUUUAUUUGAUGCAGUCUUGCCUACCGAUCCGCGGCACUCACAAUGGCGACAAAAGGCGGAGUACCUCCUGAUUCGGGGUUCGUCUCUGACCGCCAAAGACAUCAAGUCAUGUCCAAACCUGAAGGCGCUUGGCAAACAAGGUGUUGGCAUAGAUAAAAUUGAUGCAGAGGCCUGCAAAGAGCGUGGCAUCAAGAUCUUCAACACGCCAGGUGUGAAUGCGCAAGCGGUGGCCGAAACAGUGCUGGCGCUCACGAUGUCUGUCGCUCGUGAAAUUGGUCGAAUAACCGCCAUCCAAAGUCGCGGCGACGUGAUACCAAAGGAGCAAUGCUCAGGAUUGAUCAUUAGCCACAAGACCAUCGGAAUCGUGGGUAUGGGCAAUAUUGGCCAAAGUGUCGCGAGGAUAUUCCAGAGCGGUUUAGGUUGUAAUAUUGUCGCGUACGACCCGCUGCUGCCCAAAGAUGCGUGGAGCGAGGUUCCACACAAGCGGGCAGAGACCCUCGAAGACCUUCUCGAAGCUUCAGAUGUCGUCACUCUGCACAUCCCGCUCUUGCCUCAAACGAGAAACCUGAUCUCUUAUCGCGAACUCUCCAUAAUGCGAAGGAACGCUAUCCUUGUGAACACAGCGCGAGGUGGCAUCAUCAACGAAGCCGACCUAGAGCGCGGGCUGAAGGAUAACCUUAUAUGGGGUGCUGGCCUUGAUUGUCACGAACAAGAGCCUCCGACCAAAGACCGUUAUGGAGGGUUGUGGGAAACAGGCCGGGUAUUAUCGACGCCUCACGUAGGAGCUGCAACUGCGCAGACACAGAUGGAGACGGCAAUGGCGGCUAUAGAUCAUCUCUCAGAUUACAUACGCACAACUCAAGCGUAG
Molecule: messenger RNA, 975 nt
Organism: Didymosphaeria variabile
Lineage: Eukaryota; Fungi; Ascomycota; Dothideomycetes; Pleosporales; Didymosphaeriaceae
Exons: 2
Coding region: 1-975 (324 amino acids)
Cellular component (GO): cytosol
Molecular function (GO): hydroxypyruvate reductase [NAD(P)H] activity; glyoxylate reductase (NADPH) activity; NAD binding
Source: RefSeq, a predicted model, not a curated record